Molecule: messenger RNA, 923 nt
Organism: Psammomys obesus (fat sand rat)
Lineage: Eukaryota; Metazoa; Chordata; Mammalia; Rodentia; Muridae
Gene: Prxl2b
Product: peroxiredoxin like 2B
Exons: 7
Coding region: 172-777 (201 amino acids)
Source: RefSeq, a predicted model, not a curated record
GGCCCGGAGAUCCGCAUCCCAGGAGGUGGUGCAGUCCCCCUCCCCCCCCCGCCCAGGACUGGGGCGGGGUUAUGGGCGGGGCAUGGGCAGGGCGAAGAGGCCGCUCAGGACCGAGCGAGCCUCCCUCGGCUCGCGAGUGUAGGUUCCCGAGCCGAAGGCAUCCAGGAGACCAUGAGUGCGGUGGACCUUGGUCGCGUAGGAGCGUGUGUCUUAAAGCAUGCAGUGACCGGGGAGGCGGUAGAGCUGAGGAGCCUAUGGCAGGAUAAAGCUUGCGUGGUGGCCGGUCUGCGACGCUUCGGCUGCAUGGUGUGCCGUUGGAUCGCCCAGGACCUCAGCAACCUCCGGGCCCUCCUGGACCAACACGACGUGCGCUUAGUAGGCGUGGGUCCUGAGGCCCUGGGCCUGCAGGAGUUUCUGGAUGGUGGUUACUUCUCCGGAGAACUCUAUCUUGAUGAGAGCAAGCAAUUCUAUAAGGAGCUGGGCUUCAAGCGGCCUAACAGCUUAAGCAUCCUGCCAGCUGCCCUGGGGAAACCUGUGCGUGACGUAGCCUCCAAGGCUAAGGCCAUUGGCAUCCAGGGGAAUCUGUCCGGUGACCUACUGCAGAGUGGAGGGCUGCUGGUGGUCAGCAAAGGUGGUGACAAAGUAUUGCUACACUUCAUCCAGAAGUCCCCAGGUGACUAUGUUCUGCAGGAGAACAUCUUGCAGGCCCUGGGCAUCUCUGCAGAGGUUUGCUCCAGCAAACCAUCCCAGUGUGAUGAAGAGGUGUGUGGGAGGUGACAGUGGCCUCUGAGGACCUGGAGGCAUCCGCAACCUUGCAUGGGUUUGGAAUAGGAAGAAUCACUGUGGAGCCUCAUCCCAGCUGGGACACUGGACCUUGUUCGUCUUUGAACAGCAUUGAGCCAUUAAAGCGCAGGCCCUGGGCA